This is a messenger RNA of Manis javanica (Malayan pangolin), 4566 nucleotides long. RefSeq names its product small nuclear ribonucleoprotein U11/U12 subunit 35 (gene SNRNP35). Gene Ontology annotation, cellular component: U12-type spliceosomal complex; precatalytic spliceosome. Gene Ontology annotation, biological process: mRNA splicing, via spliceosome. Gene Ontology annotation, molecular function: mRNA binding; snRNA binding. The record is from RefSeq and is a predicted model, not a curated record. Lineage: Eukaryota; Metazoa; Chordata; Mammalia; Pholidota; Manidae.
GGCGGUUUGCCGCGCGCAGGGCCCACCCUGGCGAGAAGGACAAGGGCAUUCGGCCCGGAGUGUGUGUCCGCUGGUGUGUGGGCCCCCAUAUUGAAACCUGGCAACGGGGGAGAACUUUCGGGGUUGUAUUGCGGGGAGCUGGGUCGAUAGCUAGGAUGGGAAAGAUUGGCCCCCUCCGCCUUGCGGUCACCCAGAAGGUGAGGGGUCUAGGGAGCCUGCCUGGAGGGUCGGCGGCCAAGGCAGUACCGCGGUGCUGCGGGUCAUUGGGAGUAUUGGCUUUCCCACUGAGACCCACUUUAGCGCCCACGGCGCCACUGCGCAUGCUCUGGAGGGCUCUUUGGGCCAAAUUCAGUUUUGUUGCCCACUUGGGUGGGAAGAGCGGGGAUGUCCUAGCUGCAGAGUUGGUAAGGAGAGGCGUGCCUUGUUUGUUUAUUUAAUAAUAAUAUCCUUUAUUUUUACAAUAAUUAUAAUUAUAAAGCGCUUUCAUAGAGUGACAGCUACAUAUUACACCCGAUGUAAAUUGUGCCUAAUAAUUUGAAUAAAUUUAAAUCAAGAUAGGACUAGGUCUUAAACCUGACGUUAUGACUCCCCGUCCAGUUCUCUUACACUUUCCACACUUUUGUCUCUAAUGGUUAACUGCCUAUUUACCUCCACCCCCUCCAUUCAUCUCUCACAUAUCAUCCCCAUUUAUGAUAUUAUGACAUGAAUCAAAGUACCCAAAGAAUUUAUGGGAAUUUCAACAUAAUGCUGCAACAGAAGAGAUUAACGAGAAAGAAUAUACAUUCUUUGCAAGUGCAGGCAAAACAGUUAUCCCAGUUACUAAUUUCUACACCUAGAAAUUAAUGAGAAGCCAUGAAAUCCGCUGUUCUUUUGGCAUUUAGUAUUGAUAGAAUCGUACAGAUGAUGGAGAUAACAGAAAAUCCAUGCUUAUCUCUUUGUAUUUCUCUUCAGGUUGUAAAUUGAAGAACUCUUAAAGCUUUCAACAGGAGCUUUAUGUACAAUAGCAGUUUUAUUUGGUGGAUCUUUGUGUCCUUUUCCUGUAGAAUAAGGAAGGGAUUCCUUGGGGUGUCUCAGCUUCAAAACCCAGAAUCCUGGUGGGUUUUUUUUCUAUCCCAUCUCUUAAGUUUGGUAUUUUAUGAUAGGCAUCCAAAGAAAGAGUUAAGAGCUUAAGUUCUGGAGUCAGAAAAGCCCUUGAUUCUAACUCCCUGGCUGGACUACUUAGCUUUGUGAUUUGGGGCAAAAAACAACCACUUUGCAUCUCACAUUCCUCAUCUGAAACAGCAAUAAGAGAACUUACGUCCUUGUAGUGUUCACAGAUGGGGCAUGUUAAAUGCUUAGCACAGUGCCUCGCACCUCCAAAGUGUUCAGUAGUUAAACCUAAUUAUUAUGGUCCUUGUUUUUCCCCCCUGUAACCCUGUAAAUGGAGGUUGGGAGUAAGAUCUAGAAUUUCAAGGCCCAUACAAUGGAAUCAAUACAGAGACUACUAGAGCAGGGAGUGAGAGUCAGACAACAUAGCACUUUCUCAUUUUUUUUCACGUGGAGAAAUUCCAGCCAGAGAGAGAAAAGACACAAAGUGAGUUAGAGGCAGAGCCCAGACUGGGAUGCAGUUGUCUCCCUCCAGCUGUUAAUAACUUUUCACUACUAAGGCUACCAAAGAGGAGUCUCCUCCAGAGUUGCUUAUUAAUGACACACAUAUGCCCUCCUUUUACAAUUUGGUGGCAGACAGCAUGAUGUCCUGCCUCUCAGCUAUCAAUAAAGUUGUCCUUUUUGUCUGAUUUGGAAAAAAAGUCAGUGAAUUUUUUACUGAAGUUGUUUCAGCUGCCCAGUAUUUAACAGGAAGUGUCCUAGAAUCUGGAGAUAAAGUGAGGCAGACACUAGAUUGAAGUGCUUACUGUGUGUUGGCCAGAAUGUGAUCAUGGGAGGUUGUAAGGAAGAGAAUAGUCCCAGGAGAGGAAAUUGCACCAGGAAAGCAUGGAGCUGGGGAAUUAGGGCACAUUCAAGGAAUGAGAAAUAAUCCUGGGCAAAAGAGGUUUUGCAGUUGGGAUAUGGUGAGAAGGUAAGCGAGGCUCAGAGGUCCUGAGUGCCAUGCCAUCGGUUUGGAUUUUAUUCUGUAGGUGUUUGGCUUUUUUACUGAGGAAAAAAAAUUCCACAGUGCACUCCCAUAAACAGUCACUCCCCUCUAUAUAACCCAUCAACUGAAAAACAAAAGCAAAAAGAUUCUUGAGGAAAAUCUGCAAAAGAGGGGAAAAAUUAUAAAUAUUUUAAUAAAUAUCACAGAAAGAUGCUAUUAGGAGUGAGGAUUACCAUAUAAAUUCAACACAGCCUGUUUUUUAAAUAAUACAUUUCAGCACUGGCUUUAAAGCUUUACAUGAGCAUUAGCCAUGUCUGAAGUGUUGGCAAGCACUGUAUUAUACCAGCAGAUGCAUGUCAAUCUGUCUUCAUGUAUCAGCCUCUCCUCUGAACUUUCCCACCAUCUAUCAAUAAAAAUGUACCAUGUAUCAGAAUGAAUGACAAUUGCAGUGUGCUUGCUGGGCUAAAAUUACCAUUGCAAGAAAUUCUCAUGCUCCAAGGUAUAAAUGGAUUAUCAGCUAGGAAAUUGGCAAGAAAUCCCAUAUUCCUUUUGAACCAAAGAGCUUGCUGCUGGGUCACUGUAGUUUUAGUUCUGCUACAUGAGACAGAUGCAAAAUGCUGCAUCCAAGCUUCAUUUUACCUUAUAGUUUUGUUUUUAAAAUAGUUCUUAUCUUUUAGUGACACAUACUGUAAUAUCUGCAUAUGACCAUGUAAUAUCUGAGAUGUCUUUCAAUGUAGCCCAGGAGCAGGGACUGAGGGGACACCGAUGAAACAAGACUGGCCACAUGUUGGUCACAGUGGCAGUCGGCUGAGGGUUAUGCCAUUUUCUACAGUGGUACAUGUUUGAAAAUCUUGCUAGUAAAGAGUUUUAAAAAACACAAUUUCCAUAGCAGUUCUCAGUCUGGUUUUCCUGUGACCAUUUUAAAGUCUCUGAAAGGCGAGCCUGGAUUUUGAUGUGUUGCCGAGUUAUAAACGCAGUUGAACAUGAAUGAUUGGAUGCCCAUUGCCAAGGAGUAUGACCCGCUUAAAGCUGGCAGCAUUGAUGGCACUGAUGAAGACCCCCAUGAUCGUGCAGUCUGGAGGGCAAUGUUGUCACGAUACACACCCAACAAAGGUGUCACAGGAGACCCCCUCCUCACCCUGUUUGUGGCAAGACUAAACCUGCAGACCAAAGAGGAGAAGUUAAAGGAAGUGUUUUCCCGCUAUGGGGAUAUCCGGCGACUUCGGCUGGUGAGGGACUUGGUCACUGGCUUUUCGAAGGGCUAUGCCUUCAUCGAAUACAAAGAAGAGCGGUCUCUGAUCAAAGCUUACCGAGAUGCAGACGGCCUGGUUAUUGACCAACAUGAGAUAUUUGUGGACUAUGAACUGGAAAGAACUCUCAAAGGGUGGAUUCCCCGACGACUCGGAGGAGGUCUGGGAGGGAAAAAAGAAUCUGGGCAGCUGAGAUUUGGGGGGCGGGAUCGGCCUUUUCGAAAACCCAUUAAUUUAUCAGUUGUUAAAAAUGACCAAUAUAGAGAGGGACGAAGGGAAAAGAGGGAACGAUCUCGAUCCCGAGAAAGACACUGGGACUCGAGGACAAGGGACCGAAACCAUGACCGGGGCCGGAAGAGAUGGCAGGAAAGAGAGCCUGCCAGAGUGUGGCCUGAAAGUGACUGGGAGAGAGAGAGAAACUUCAGAGACGACAGGGCCAAGGGGAGGGAGAAGAGGGACAGAAGUAAGUAGAGGUUCACCAUCACCACCAGACUCCCAACGAAGAUACAUAGUAAGUACACACACACACACAGACCUGCAUUGCCUUUAUAUGAAGCAUAAGUUCAAUGCUUGAAUAAAACUGAUAAUGGGUUUUAGAGUAAGUUUUCUUUCCAGUCUGGAGCCCAGGUUCAAGCUGAACACGCUGGUAUUGCAAAUUUCUCUUCAUCUUGUGUUCUAAGCUUAUUAAAUAAGUUCAUGUUAUUUAAUAAAUUUGAGAAACAAUUUUGUACUUGCCAGCAUCUGUACUGAAGGACAUGUGUAAGGGGCCAUCGUUCUCAUUUAAUUUGCUAGUAGAGAAUUUGUUUGUUUUGAGAAUUUGAUUUUGUGCCAUCUAUUGGAAAUGACCAUUUUGAGGGCUUGGCUUUCCUUUUUUGGUGAGGAGGCUGGCAUUUGAAAUGAAAAACCAGUUGCUGGGCUCUGGGGUUGUGAUCUGUGGCAAUAUUCCAGCCCUUUGAAAAGAUAAAGCUCAAAAGAAGUGAUUAAAAAAAUGAAAUCAGUAAAAAGUUUGUAUCUGGUUCUGAUGGAAUUGAUUUGUCUUUUCCCUUUUGAUCAUCUGGCCUCUCAUUUAAGAGCUAGAUACAUUGCCCUUAACUCCUGAUGACUUUUGAGUUAGUACUGUACUGUUCACGUGGUUUUUUUGAAGAGCAACGCUUAGCAUUUUUGUUCUAUCAAUGACUGUAUCUUUGAAAGUUCAGGUUCUUAAAAUUCAAGAUGUUUCAUGCAAAAUAAAUGUCUGAUUUAGUA